GAAAACUGAAAGUACAUGAACUGGUUUAUCGACAAGAAAAUGGUUGUGAGAUUACCGAAGCCUCCUCCUGUGUUCUGCCACAGCUGUCUCUUGACGCCGUUGACCGUACGGUUUCGGAGCAGUUCGAAUCGACCUAUCAAGAAAGAAUCCGACACAACGGUGAAAAUGGCGGCUGCAGGCGAAACGGCGCCGUCUAAUUCCACCCCCGUCAUCGACUCUCAUCUCCACAUUUGGGCUUCUCCUCAAGAGGCUGAGGUUCAUCCUUAUUUUCCUGGACAUGAACCAACUUUGCAAGGGGAUGCCGAAUUCUUGCUCAAGAACAUGGAAGAAGCAAGAGUAGAUGGAGCGCUCAUUGUUCAGCCAAUCAAUCACAUGUUUGAUCAUUCUUUAGUAACAAGUGCCUUGAAGAAAUACCCAUCAAAGUUUGUUGGCUGUUGCUUAGCAAAUCCCUCGGAAGAUGGAAGCGGAAUCAAGCUCCUCGAGAAUCUCAUUGAAAAGGAUGGAUAUCGAGCUGUUCGGUUCAAUCCCUAUCUGUGGCCUGAUGGCCAGAAGAUGACCAAUACUGUCGGUAAGGCCUUGUUCUCGAAAGCCGGGGAGCUCGGUGUGCCUGUAGGCUUUAUGUGCAUGAAGGGUCUGAAUCUGCACAUUUCAGAAAUAGAGGAGCUAUGCACCGAAUUUCCGACAACGACAGUUUUACUCGAUCAUAUGGGAUUCUGCAAAGCGCCUCGGAACGACGAGGAAAGCCUUACCUUUACUCGACUCCUGAAUCUCUCGAGAUUUCCGCAGGUUUACGUCAAGUUCAGCGCUUUAUUCAGGCUAUCGAGAAACGGUUUCCCGUAUCAGGACCUAUCUCCUCUCCUUUCUCGGGUCGUGUCCCGUUUCGGGGCGGACCGUGUCAUGUGGGGAAGCGACUUUCCGUUUGUUGUUGCUGAAUGUGGAUAUAAAGAAGCUAAAGAAGCUGUCGCCAUUGUUGGCGAGCAAGCAUCCUUGUCAAGCUCCGAGAUGGAUUGGGUUUUGGGCAAGACUGUGAUGCAGCUCUUCCAUGGAAGCUGGUCCGGUCUUUAGACAUCGCACUUGUAAAACCCCUGUAAGAAAACGAUGCGGAUCAGACUGUGAAUUUAUUGUAUCGGAAACCCGAAAAAUGGAUCGAUGGCUCGUGAACCGGUUUUUUAAACGAGCCGGAAAAAUCAUGGCUCGUCUCGCCAAGAAACGAGAUGACUCGUGAAUCCUAUGUCGUUUUUUACA
This is a messenger RNA of Tarenaya hassleriana, 1245 nucleotides long. RefSeq names its product 4-sulfomuconolactone hydrolase. Gene Ontology annotation, molecular function: carboxy-lyase activity; hydrolase activity. Bases 16 to 1065 code for a protein of 349 amino acids. NCBI's taxonomy places the organism in Eukaryota, Viridiplantae, Streptophyta, Magnoliopsida, Brassicales, Cleomaceae. The record is from RefSeq and is a predicted model, not a curated record. Gene Ontology annotation, biological process: secondary metabolic process. The transcript has 10 exons. Gene Ontology annotation, cellular component: cytoplasm.